AGAGCAGAGACCGCCGCGCAGUUAUAGCGCCGCUCGAUCGAGCGACGAGUCGCGCACAAAAGUAUACCAGUCGCGAGGCUCGAGACGAGUCAAACGCCCGGCGGAUUUCGACUGGUGAACAUCGGCUGCUGCUCUUGUUUAUCCCUCGCACAUAUCGUCAGUGCAAAUAGUGUGUCGUCGACGCUGACCGAGGAUUCGAUCUCUGCUUCGCUUUUGGGAAGACAGUGUCUAUAUCGCCAUGAAGAUGAUAAUGAGGUUGGGGCUUCUCCUGCUCUGCGCCAUGGUCAUCAACACGAAAGCCCUGGCGAGGUUCCCGAGAAACUGGAACAGCCACAUCGAGUGCACCAACAGCUUGCAAUGCGCACCAGGCCACUGCUGCACUAUAUCCACCGAGAGAUAUAGCUACCCUCGGUGUCAGAAGCUUCACGAAGUUGGCGACUAUUGCCGAGCCGAGGGUCCAUUAUUGACCAAUGGCAACAUGACCUAUCCGGACGGCUCGAAACCGUCGGACGUACACCUCGAGGACGUCUACCUGCUUUUCUGUCCCUGUGCACCGGGACUAGUUUGCGACAGCGACGAGAGAAUUUGUCGUCAGCCCAGCGAUAUGAAAGACUUUAAUUAUCUGAAGGAGCAGGAAACAGGGAGCAACAAGAGCGACGAUUAGGCUGUACAUUUUUUUUUUUUUUUUUUUGACGAGAUUAUUAUUGCGAGAGACUGGGGUUUUUUUACCAAGAGAGUUUUUGAGUGAACUUUUUUAUGCAAGAUGAUUAUGCAAUGAACGAGAUUAAUUUUGAUGUGUGCAGAUUUGCAAGAAUUAUUGAUUUUUAUAAUGUCCUAAUUUUAGAUAUUAGUUAUUAGUUACGUGCCUAUUUUGGAUAUUAGAUAUUAGUUAUCGGAUGUAAGAUUUUUUUUACUAUCAUUUUGCGUGCGACAGUGCAUGCAUUUCGAUGGAGUGAUUGGUCGAAGUUUGAAUAUACCUAAUAAUUGAAUAAUAGAGACGAGCCAAUCACGUGCGAAAUUAAAGACUAUCAGUAAGGUACGCGUUACUUCAAGUAUAUAUAGCAACUUAUAGGUUCUAUUGAUUAGCUGCGAUUGUAAGAUACUUUUUAAUUCCUAAUGACACAUUGCGAGUGUGUAGAUUAAAAUAAUCAUUAAAAUAAUUAGUAUUGCGCUAAAAAUGAAAUAUAAUUGUAGAAGACUCGCACUCAGAUUAACGACACUGUUAUGGUGCAUAUGGAAAGAUGCUGUAGAUGCAUUAAGAAUUAUAGUUGUUGGACUUAAUAAUUUAGAAUACGUUUUAAGAAUAACUUUUAAGAAAUUUUGCGUGACUCGAGUGGAUGUAUUACUCGAUAUAGUGUAUAAGCGAAUAGAAUGUACGCUCAUCCUAUAAUUAUUUGUUCAUGAUGUUUUGUAGACUCUGAUAAUUAGAAAUUGAUCUUUUUUUAAUAAAAAACAUAGUGUGACCAUUUUUUCAAUAAUA
Messenger RNA from Nasonia vitripennis (jewel wasp), 1480 nucleotides. Its product is annotated as astakine. Bases 239 to 664 code for a protein of 141 amino acids. The record is from RefSeq and is a predicted model, not a curated record. NCBI's taxonomy places the organism in Eukaryota, Metazoa, Arthropoda, Insecta, Hymenoptera, Pteromalidae. The transcript is spliced from 3 exons.